This is a messenger RNA of Emiliania huxleyi CCMP1516, 381 nucleotides long. RefSeq lists its product as hypothetical. The record is from RefSeq and is a predicted model, not a curated record. Lineage: Eukaryota; Haptophyta; Isochrysidales; Noelaerhabdaceae. Bases 1 to 381 code for a protein of 126 amino acids. The transcript is spliced from 2 exons.
AUGCGCAUCGUCGACUUUGAGUACGCGGGAAUGUGCGACCCGCUCUGGGACGCGGAGCUGCUGCGCGCGUACUUUGGCGGAGCGACGCCGACGCAGGAAGAGGUGGGUCGCGUCGUGCUCUACAAGGAGCGGUGGGAGGAGGAGCACUGCCGAGGCCCGCCAAGCACGGCGUCGCUGACGCGCGCUCUCCGGCGCACGCCGCAGGCGAUGUGCGACUUGCUGUGGACGCUCUGGGGGCUGCUGCAGCACAAGAAUGGCAACCCGGCGGAGGACUUUUGGGCCUACGCGACCGGCCGCUUCGUGCGGUGCCAGCGGCUCAUGGCGAGGCCCGACUUUGCGCAGCACGUGGCCGCCGUGCGGGCGGGGCAGCCGAGCGGCUAG